AAAGCCGGGAGGAAGAAGGGCGGAAUCAAGAGCUCCGAGCUCGUGAGCGACGAGUCAGAGUCGGAGGAUGACGAGAACCAGGAAGCCAACCCUGUCCCUCGCGACUCUCAGUCAGAGGAUACCGAACACCAGCAGAGCAGCCCCAUUCCUCGCGAGCCUCGUCUUGAAGACAGACCGGCCGGUCCAACAGUCCACGCUCACCUGCAGGCCCCCUCGAACGAGCGCAGAGCGACUUCUGCUGUCGCUAUCAACCAGCGCUCUAGCAGCGCGAGCGACGAGAAUGUCCCUCCCAGCCCUUCCACCCCAUCUGACCCCAUACCCAUGUCAUUCGCAUCGGACGCUGUUCCGUCAGACUGUGCAGUGGCCACCACUGUGCUCGGCUCUUCCGCGUCGUUCAACAUCCCAUCUGGUAUCAACACCCCACUUCUCUCGAACGCGAAGAUGCUGUCUCUGCCGCCGACGGACCUAUUCUACCCGAACACCAUUAAUAACAUGAACAAUUCUGACGCCUUGGUCUCGGUGAUCCCAUCUCCUCUUCCAAGCGCCGACUUGUCGUCGAUACCUGCAUCCUCCGAUGCAUUUGAUUUUGCAACAGCCGCUGUUGGGACAUCUGACAUGGCAUCGUUUGCCUUCGAGUUCAACGGCGUACCCCUGAGCAGCGUCCCCGGCACUCGUCGCGGUAUGUCUCUCACCACCACCACUUCCAUCCUGGCACCGGACUCUCCAGCAUCCAUCCCCCUGCGCGGCGGCUCCCCGCCCUCGUCGUCGUCGUCGUCGUCGUCCGCCGCAGCCACCGCGACCCUGUGCGCGCUCUACCCGCGCGCCGCCAAAGCCUUCCUCCAGCGCGACUUUGCGCGCACCCAUGAGCUCAUCACCGCCGCCUUCGAGGUGCUCCCGCCGCCCGCGUACCGGCCCUUCGAUGAGCUCGACGCGCACCGGCGCAAGUGGGACGUGCUGCGCAUCACCCUCGAGACGACGCUCUGCGCGCAGCCGCCGCCCGACGCGGACGCGCUCCCGCCCGCGCUCCGGAGCAAUCUGAUACUGUCCCCGCACUCGCUCGUCGCGGCGCUGCACACGCGCUCGCUGCGCCUCUACACGCCGACCGUGCCCCCGCAAAAGCCGAACCCCGCGUUCACGCCCGCGCAGAUACUGGUCACGCUCGUGCUCGCGAGCCUCAAGCUCGAGUGCCCGGAUAUUGGAAGGGGGAUGAUCGAGGAGUGGCUCGCGCGGAGGGGCCAGGUCGACCAGGCGCAGACGGAGGGCGAGGGCGGGUACGAAAGGGUCGUCGAGCUGUACACUCUGCACGUCCUUCCGCGCCUGAAAGAGUGGGACUAUGCGCGCGAGUUUUUGCGCUACGAGAGCGAGCUGCCGCGGGAGCGGCGCGAGCACAUGAUGCGCACGCUGCAACACCAACGCACACAAGCCGCCCGCCAGUCCCUGCCUCCGCCCGCGCACCUCUCCCCCUCGCGCACGCCCUCCCCGACGCCCUCCGCGUCCUCCUCCUCCAGCUCCUCCCUCUCCACCACCUCGACGCACACCGUCGUCCCGCGCACGCGCCCGGGCAAAAUCACGCACCUGCGCUCCUCCACAAUCGGCUCGCCGCGCAGAGCGGACUCGGCAUCUUUACCCCCGCGGAGCCAGACGCCCGGCACGCCCCGCCCGCUCUCGCUCCUCUCCUCCCCCUCCCGCCGGCCGGUGUCCCUGCCCACAUCCUCCGCGGCGUGGCCCCGCACGGCGUCAGAGGUCCUCGCGUUCGUGCGCGAGUACGUGCGGCACCACUCGUCCAGAGUCACGGGGUUCGUCGUGUUGGUCCUCGUGCUCCCGCUCGCGUCGUUGCUCUUCAAGGUCAGGAGGAGUAGAGGCGCGGCGAUGGGCGGCACCGCGGAGCAGGUGCGCAAGCGGCUUGUGCACGCGCCCGCUGGGGACGGGCUGAUAAGGGGACUGUGGGCGGAACUCAUUCGUGCCGUCGGAGAUACGGUAAGGAUGGGCGGGCGGGGGCUUGUAUAG
This is a messenger RNA of Gloeophyllum trabeum ATCC 11539, 2007 nucleotides long. RefSeq lists its product as uncharacterized. The record is from RefSeq and is a predicted model, not a curated record. Bases 322 to 2007 code for a protein of 561 amino acids. NCBI's taxonomy places the organism in Eukaryota, Fungi, Basidiomycota, Agaricomycetes, Gloeophyllales, Gloeophyllaceae. The transcript has 3 exons.